Messenger RNA from Arvicola amphibius (Eurasian water vole), 1299 nucleotides. RefSeq names its product cytochrome P450 2J3-like. NCBI's taxonomy places the organism in Eukaryota, Metazoa, Chordata, Mammalia, Rodentia, Cricetidae. The record is from RefSeq and is a predicted model, not a curated record. Gene Ontology annotation, biological process: xenobiotic metabolic process. Gene Ontology annotation, molecular function: iron ion binding; heme binding; oxidoreductase activity, acting on paired donors, with incorporation or reduction of molecular oxygen, reduced flavin or flavoprotein as one donor, and incorporation of one atom of oxygen. Gene Ontology annotation, cellular component: intracellular membrane-bounded organelle; cytoplasm. The transcript is spliced from 8 exons. Bases 1 to 1299 code for a protein of 432 amino acids.
AUGCUUGCAGCCGCGGUCUCCCUUGUGGCCGCCAUCUGGGCAGCGAUCCAUCUCAGGACCCUGCUGCUGGCUGCUGUCACCUUCUUGUUCCUGGCCGACUAUCUCAAAAGCAGGCGCCCAAAAAACUAUCCACCAGGGCCACGACGUCUGCCCUUUGUGGGCAACAUGCUGCAAUUGGACUUGGAGCAACCACAUCUGGCAGUGCAGCAGCUUGUGAAGAAGUAUGGGAAUGUUAUCAGUCUGGAUUUUGGAAUCAUGUCUUCAGUGAUUAUAAGCAGCCUGCCUUUAAUCAAAGAAGCCUUUACUCAACUGGAAGAAAACUUUAUGAGUCGCCCUAAAUUUCCUAUUCACAAACAUAUUUUUAAGGAAAAUGGAUUGGUCUUCGCCAGUGGCCAAACAUGGAAGGAGCAGAGAAGGUUUGCCCUGAUGACCCUGAGGAAUUUUGGAAUGGGAAGGAAGAGCAUAGAGCAUCGCAUACAGGAAGAAGCUCGACACCUUGUAGGGGCCAUAAAAGAGGAGAAAGGGCAGCCUUUUGACCCUCACUUGAAGAUCCACAAUGCUGUUUCCAAUGUCAUUUGCUCCAUCACCUUUGGUGAGCGUUUUGAUUACCAUGACGAGCAGUUUCACGAGCUGCUGAGGUUACUGGAAGAGGCCAUGUAUUUGGGUUCCUCAAUAAUGGUCCAUCUCUAUAACAUCUUCCCAUGGUUAAUGAGAUAUCUUCCCGGAUCACACCAAACAACACUGUCUACCUGGAGAGAACUGAAAUCAUAUGUGUCUAAUAUAGUUGACAAACACCGCCGAAACUGGAACCCUGAUGAGCCGAGAGACUUCAUUGACGCUUUUCUCAAGGAAAUGACCAAGCACCCCGACAAAACUACUACAAGUUUCAAUGAAGAAAACCUCAUUUGCAGCACUCUGGACCUCUUCCUUGCUGGAACUGAGACAACAUCCACGACCAUGCGCUGGGCUCUGCUCUACAUGGCGGUCUACCCAGAAAUCCAAGAAAAAGUCCAGGCUGAAAUUGACAAAGUGAUUGGCCCGAAGAAGCAGCCCAGCCUGAAUGACCGAGACUCCAUGCCUUACACCAAUGCUGUUGUCCAUGAGGUGCAGAGGAUGGGAAAUAUUAUCCCUCUGAAUCUUCCCAGGGAAGUGACAGUUGACACUACGCUGGCUGGAUUCUAUCUGCCGAAGGAAAGCGAUCCUGCCUUGGAGAACAACUGGCAAGAUCUGAGCUCUUUAUUUUAUUCACUGCUCUUGUGCAAAAAUUUACCUUCAAGCCCCCAGUCAAUGAGAAGCUGA